This is a messenger RNA of Mizuhopecten yessoensis (Yesso scallop), 2154 nucleotides long. RefSeq lists its product as uncharacterized. NCBI's taxonomy places the organism in Eukaryota, Metazoa, Mollusca, Bivalvia, Pectinida, Pectinidae. The record is from RefSeq and is a predicted model, not a curated record. Bases 81 to 1790 code for a protein of 569 amino acids. The transcript is spliced from 9 exons.
GUAUGGGUUUAUGUGUUAAAAGCACUCCCUUAUUUUACCUGUGACUGUCAUGUGUUUUAUCUCACUUAAUCAAAACCAAGAUGGUUAAAGUUCAAGACCAUAUUGUCUACUUUUCAUUGAUAUUAACCUAUGUUCUGACCAUGAGGACAUCUACAGCCAUUACUACAUGUACAUUGUAUGGAAACGAAAGAAGAACCAACGUUGAAAAGGCAAUCAAAAAGGUAAAUAAAAACUGCAAAUCUGACGGGACAUGCACGGAAGUCCAUGCACUUGCUUCUUUGACAUGUAUCAAAGGAAACAAAUGUACAUACGUUGAAAGCGUUGGAAAAACCAAAGUUCAUUUGACACUAGGUGUGAUCAGAUCUGCAAGGAUCUACAAAAAGAUCCAUAACCUCGAAUGUGAAGAUGGCGACGAGGAUCCUACAUGCCAUUACAAGGCGAAGCUUCGAUUUGAUGUUAACGAAACAUCUUUCGACAUAGACACUUUCUACAGUGAUUUUCAAGAAUACGUCACCAACUAUGAUUGUUCUUGUUAUUCAUGCGAGUGUAAGGACAAUGCAUAUGGUUGUACCGAAUGUAGCGAGGAUAAAUGCUUCAAGUAUUUCUGCAAUUGUAUGUACUCCUCAACAUCAACACUUGUCGCUGCUACGACAACGGCAAACACCGUUCCCAACAUGACGACGGAUUUCCCUCGGAGCUUUGAAUAUAUCAACACCACACCAUCUCGUUUAAGUUCCGCCAAAAUAGACUUCUCAAAGACUCAACCGGUGACUUCAACGACAGGACAUAGCACCGACUAUACCACAUCAAGGAUUCCAUUGAAUAACAUGAAUCCGACAACUACAAUAGCAGUGUCGUUAAGUUUAGCAAAAACAGCCAGUCAAUCCAAUGGAGAUCAUAUACCUACACUAGCGGCCGUCGGGGGAGUGAUUGCUCUCGUGAUAACGUUAGUCAGCGUUGCCGUUUUUGUAUGUCUUCGAAAGAAGAGAAGGGGUAAGAAACCCUCCGACAACACUGAAUCCUGCAUCACAAACCCGUCAUAUGAAGAUUUACAGGAUAACCAGAGAGAUACUGUUCGUGACAAUGUAGAAUAUGAAGAAACCGAAAAUGACGUACAUACUUAUGAUAUGGCCGACGAUCCAAAGCGUGAAACAACUGGUGAAAAAGACUAUAGUUAUGCUAAAUUUGCUGAACAACCUAAAUUUCAGGAUUUAACGCCAAUACUUACAAAGGACAGGUCUUUAGAAUGCACAAAAGACAGUCAAUGUUAUGAACCGAUUUCUGAGGUCAAAGGAGACGGUGGAAACGCGUAUUUCUUCGCCGAAAGAGAUGUUACCUCUCCAAACGGUGACUAUGAUCGGGCCAAAGAAGUGAAAAAUGUUCUGCUGGCGGUGAAUUCAAAUUCAACGUCUGUGGAAGAAAAUUAUUUUGUAAUUGAAAAAACAGGAUGCAACCCUGUUUCUACACGAAACGAAGGAAACGACAAUUAUUUCGUACUUGAUAAUGACGCAAAUGAACGAGUUGAAGCAACGGUACAACAACAACAACAACAACAACAACAACACUAUUUGGAGGACGAUGACCCAGAGCAAGAAGAAAACGGAUAUGGUGGUAAAAGAAAAAACGUACAAAAACAAAGAAAGACGGUUGGAGAGAUCGAUCCAUACGAUCAUGUGAGAGUGGGUCAUGUCCAGACCAAUGGAAUUGACGACGGUGUUUAUGACGAGUUGAGGAAGCAGAAUGUUCGUUACGAAUCCGAGAAAGUGGAAAAUGACUAUGAUCAUUGCUGAGCAAAUGGACAUUUUUCAUUUCACAUGGAAACUGAUUAAAAAGAUGGUACAGAAAGACAAUGGUUUUACAGAAUUCGAUGUACUGUAAUCGUUAUUAUGCCUAUGUGUAUAUACACAUUGGAUACUUUAAAGAACAUAGCAAUGCUUCAUUUGGGUCAUGAUAACAUUGCUGUGUUUUCAUACAACAAGAAAUUGCAUUCAUAGGGCUUCGAGCACACCUGAACUAGUAUCAUGUUGAAGCCUCUCUUUCUGCCAUGUCCAAAGUUUGACCGUCAUAGGAAGAAAACAUUUAGAUGGCGUUAGGGUCCAGGACUGGUGUUUGUAUACAAAGUAUACAAGUAUACAAAUACAAGUAUUUCAAAGA